AUGCGUCUGGGUCUGCUUACGCUUCUGGUCGGUGCCUUAUUCCUGCCUCGCGCAACCUGUGUCGAGCAUUGUCCGGGCGUCCUCCAAGCACCCUGGGAAGAUGGCGUGCAACAGGAUGCUUUCACUGCAUACGACGAUGGGCUCUUCACACCACUGGGAGAUCUCUCUGCUCUCUCUACUUCGCAUUUCACGCCCCUUAGCCAUCCAGCUUUCCCGCGGCACAGUGUGCGCGCGAAGCAGUCGCAGUUCUGCGACGGCAAAGUGCGGGCGUAUACUGGGUACAUCGAUGUUGAAGCGCACCAUCUGUUCUGGUUCUUCUUUGAGAGCCGAGGGGAUCCCGACGCGGACGACGUCAUCUUCUGGACGAACGGCGGCCCCGGGGGGUCAGGUGCCGUUGGAUUGUUCUCUGAACUCGGCCCAUGUCGCGUGACGAGUGCAAACAGUACGGAAUGGAACCCGUGGUCUUGGAACGAGCACGCAAACAUAUUCUUCAUCGAGCAACCCGUCAGCGUCGGGUUCUCUUACGCCGAAUUCGGGGAGUCUGUGUCAACGACUCGUGAGGCGGCGGACGAUGUUGCAGCGCUCAUGGGAAUUUUCUUUGAGCAUUUCACCAAGUUCAAAGGUCGAGCACUGCAUCUUGCAGGCGAGUCUUACGGGGGUCGCUAUAUCCCCGUCUUUGCCUCCGCCAUAUACGACAAAAAUACGGAGCUCGUCGAAGCUGGGCUUACGCCAAUCAACUUGACGUCCAUUAUGCUAGGGAAUGGAUGUACGGAUUUCGCCACAAUGUUCCCAUCUUACUACGAUGCCCAAUGCGCGGACCCGACUUUCCCCGCCAUUCAGGACAUUUCUACCUGCGUACGACUGAAACAGAUGGCUCCCCGAUGCGAGCAGCGCUUCAAGAAGUCCUGCGUCGAUACCCUGGACAAAAUCGACUGCGCGGCCGCGGCCGCGUUCUGCUUCCAAGUCUUGACUGGUCAUUACAAGAAUCCAUACUUUUACGAUCGCUCCCGCCCCUGCACACACGAUGAAGAAAUGGAAGUCUGCUACCCCAUCAUCAGCGACAUCAAUGCGUACCUCAGCCAGCCGUACAUCCAAGAGCUCCUCGGGGUCGACCCCGCAGUGCGCGGCAACUACAGCCUCACGUCCGCCACCGUCGCCGCCGCGUUCGACGCCACGCUCGACUGGUACUCCUUCCCCGCGCAGUACCACAUCGCGGCGCUCCUCGAGCGCGGCGUGCGCGCGCUCGUAUUCGUCGGCGCGACCGACUUUAUCUGCAACUGGAUUGGGAACGAGCGGAUGACGCUCGCGCUGGAGUGGACGCAGCAGGAGGCGUACCGCAGCGAGCCGCUCACGGAGUGGCUCGUCGACGGCAAGCCGGCGGGGCUGACGCGCAGCGGGGGCGGGCUGACGUUUGCGACGAUCUCGGGCGCGGGCCACUUGGCUCCGUACGAUAGGCCGGUGGAGGCGUCGGCGUUGGUGAACAGGUGGCUAGCGGGCCAGGCUCUGUGAACGAAGUAGGAGGAUGAUCGGAGGCGAGCACAAGACGAGCAUUUAGUGUAUGUCUGUCAGCAUGAAUGUAGUCUUCGAAUCCUUUGAGCGCAUCAGCGGUAAUGGCUU
Messenger RNA from Trametes versicolor FP-101664 SS1, 1617 nucleotides. RefSeq names its product serine carboxypeptidase. Lineage: Eukaryota; Fungi; Basidiomycota; Agaricomycetes; Polyporales; Polyporaceae. The transcript has 13 exons. Gene Ontology annotation, biological process: proteolysis. Bases 1 to 1509 code for a protein of 502 amino acids. Gene Ontology annotation, molecular function: serine-type carboxypeptidase activity. Gene Ontology annotation, cellular component: fungal-type vacuole. The record is from RefSeq and is a predicted model, not a curated record.